AUGGAUACUUCUCAGCUCAUCUGCAGAGUCAUUGACUUGGUGGCUGAGCUCAAGCUGGUGACCAACUAUUCUGGUUUGCCUGAGAAUCAAUUUUCUUGCGAGAUUUGCAGUGCUGAAGCUGGUAUUGGGUUCCUCAGAGGAGGAACCUCCUCCGCCGUCCAGGGCCCCUCCGUCCCGGCCCUGGAACCCCGGCUCCCCGCCAGCCCCGGCCCCGGCACCACGUCGGAGAAGAGUGUGGAGGCAGCGGCCGAGUUGAGCGCCAAGGACCUGAAGGAGAAGAAAGAGAAGGUGGAGGAGAAAGCCAGCCGAAAAGAGCGAAAGAAAGAAGUGGUGGAGGAGGAGGAGAACGGAGCCGAGGAGGAAGAAGAAGAAACUGCUGAGGACGGAGAGGAGGAGGAUGAAGGGGCAGAAGAAGAUGAGGAAGAAGAAGAAGAUGACGACGAAGGGCCCGCGCUGAAGAGAGCAGCUGAAGAGGAGGAUGAAGCGGAUCCCAAGCGGCAGAAGACAGAAAAUGGGGCGUCGGCCUGAGCCCCGCGCCAAUGGGCUGGGGGUGGGAGGCCCCUCAGGGCCUGGAGGUGGGGGUGGGGACAGACGAGUGCAGCCACUCUCCACCUGGCUCCUGGCUCUGGACCCUGCACCAGAGCUGCCACCCUCUUUGUCCCCAGCCUUUCUCAUGUCCGCCUCUCCAGACACUGCCUCUUCUAGCCUCACUCUGCCAUUGUUCCACCUCUUGACCGGCUCCAUCUGAGCUCCCCAGCUGGUCCCAAUUGCUCUUCUUCCUGUCCUUGCUCUCUUCCUCCCUUCCCCCAUCCCUCCUCCAGUAGCCUCUCCUUCCUCACCUCUGCAUCCCAGCCUCAUGUCCUGUCCAUCCCUACCCUGCCUGAUCCCUGGGUCUCCCUCAGAUCCCCUUCUCUCAGACAGCGCCAGGCCGGGGUGGGGCCAGGGUUGGGGCCGAGCCCCACAGCUGCCCCCCUCCCCUCCCCUCCCCUUUUUGUAUAAUUUAAUAAAGAAACGGUCGCGCUUC
Mustela erminea (ermine) is the source of this 1024-nucleotide messenger RNA. RefSeq names its product parathymosin. Lineage: Eukaryota; Metazoa; Chordata; Mammalia; Carnivora; Mustelidae. Gene Ontology annotation, cellular component: nucleus. Bases 1 to 528 code for a protein of 175 amino acids. The record is from RefSeq and is a predicted model, not a curated record. Gene Ontology annotation, biological process: negative regulation of apoptotic process; positive regulation of transcription by RNA polymerase II. Gene Ontology annotation, molecular function: histone binding. The transcript is spliced from 3 exons.